ACAAUUAGGCUAAUCCUCAUGUUGUUAUCUCAGUGCUGGGAUUAACUUGUAAAAGCAUGCUAUAUAUAUGUGUACAUAAAUUAAUGGGACAGGGCUGACACAUGAGUUUAGUUUAUGAUGUAACAAGAGUAUUCAACAAUAUAAACAAGGUAUGGCACACAGCGUGAGAGUCAGGAGGAGAAAUCAGUCCAGAAAGAGCGAGGAAGAUGAGUCGGGACGAGAGGGCGUGGCCAAACACUCCUAAUCCAGAAUGAUCCUGUGAGUCAGUCCCAGCCAGGGCCAGAUUAAUCUACCAGUACCUCACUGUCUGUGGGACAGAGGGAAUAUAAACAGAGUCAGACGAGUCCAGAACCAGCUGCUGGAUAUUUAAGUCUUGGAAAAACCAAAACUUAAAUUUCUAUUAUCAUUAUUAUUAUUUUUUUUUAAUUAUAACUGCUGGGACAACAGCUGAGACACAUGGCGCUCCUGAGGUCGGGCUGGCUGUGGAGACAGACUUCUGUCCUAAAACGCUGGAAGUUAAACUGGUGUGACCUUUGGAUAGAUGGGAGUCUUUGCUUCUACAAGACUGACAGCAGGCGAGAGUUGGAGCACCGUGUCAGCCUCAAGAUAGCAUGUGUAGAUGUGAGAUCUGGCCUGGAAUGUGGAGAUGUGAUUCCACCAGAGAGCAAUCCCAGGGAGAAUCGCAUUGUGGUUCAGCUCACAGACGGCUCAACAGUCAAUCUGUGUGCCAACAGUGAGGAUGAAUCCAUAGCGUGGAAACUGACUCUGCUUGAGACCAGGAGAAACCCGGUGUUCACAUACGACCCAUAUGAUGACACCUACCAGGCUGUCCCCAUCAACAGCUAUCACACUGUCUACAUCACACCUGGAGCAGGACCAGGAACCCACCAGGUGGUUGUUCAGAGGGACCCAUUUGAUGGAGUGUUCGAGCAUCUAGCACUGGGAUUACUGGCAGGCAUGGCAGCAGGGACAGCCAUGCGAUCCUUCCUCUGGAUGCCCUUCUUUUUCUGUUGAGAUGAUCUCCAUUACUGACAUGACAACACUGCACACAGCCUGUCUGUCCCCACGGACUGGGAGCCUGACAUCAGCACUAGGUCUUCCUCCCAAAAACCUUCAUCUUUUGUAUAAUCUCUUUAACAAACAGCUGCUCUUCUGGUUGUCAGUUUUUUUCUCUUGUGUGCACUUUUGCAUAUAAGACUUAAGAAACUGAAAAGGAUGCUAUGUAAUUAUGUUCUUCCUGCAUGUAUAUAAAGCAAACUGAAUCUACUCAUGAGCGUUUGCAAACAUCAGGAAGUCAAUUUUGUAUCUUAAUGUUUUUAUCUGCUGCCUGAAUUUUACAGUUUACAAGCUUAAUAAAAGUGUAGUUUGUAAGGUGUUGAAAUAAAAUUAGGGAUGGUGAUUUAAAAUAAUGAUUUGGUUGCAUACAACAAACAAACCAGAAAUAUCCAUUUUUGAACUAUAUUGUUCUAGUUUGAUAAAACAAUUCCAACUAAAGGUCGACUGACUAGCUUUUUCCCGAGUUUUCAUCCAUAUUACAAGGUCUUCAUCUGCGGAUGGUGCUUGCUCAGUUGUCAUGGAGAUGGAUCUGUUAACACGCGAGCUCUGUAACUGUUAUGAUUUCAUCCAUAGCAUUUUUAGAACUUCUUGUCUGUGCUGGCUUAAAAGUUAAGGCUCCAAAUACAUUCGCUGAUGAAGACUGUGUGAUAUGUUUGAAAGUUCAGGAAAAAGCUGAACCUUGAGUUCAGAUUUUUUUGUCAAACUACUAAUGAACUUUCACACUCAAUACAUUGUUCUAGUUUUCAUUAUAUGAACAUAGAACCAAACCACAGAAAAAAUUCAAAGUGAAAAAACAUUUGGACUAAGUUGCAUUUUUGUAUUUAUCAUUAUUGUUUAUAUCUAAAAAGUAUUUCUACUCUGUUUGUACCAACACAUUAAUACUAGGAGGAAAGGUGUUUUAUUCUCAUACUGAUGAUGAUGCAAUCACCUCAAUAGACAGAGAGAAGACAUUAACUGUGCAAUUGAUAUGUAACUGAAAAAUGUAAUCUUACAUUUUUUUGCAUCCAUGUUCGUCCAGUGUAUAACUUUGUGUUCUGGUUAAGAAACACUGAAACUACAGUAAGCUGAAGUAAAUGUAAUCAACUAAAGCAUGCCCCAGCUGUCACUGAUAAUAUACUGCUGCAAUGCAAGACAUUUGUUCUGUAAUUACGAUCUUGUCCUUAUAAUAAAUAUUAGUGUACAUAAACAGCGCUUGCAGAACUUGGAAAGCAAAGAACCAAGAAACUUGACUCAUUUCUUGAGAGAAAAAGAGUAGAUUUGUAGCCUCAUCAUACCAAGUUAGUGUCAUCAGAGGAUGGUUGCACAAAUGUUGAUCUAGACCAGUCUAAUGUGAUUUAAACUGCUUAAGAAUAGACAUUUUAAGCUGAAUAUGUUAGCCUAGUUGCAGCGGCACAAAUGUUUAUCCCAUAAAUCUGACUUGUUCUGAAUGUGUGGACUACAGCAUUUAAACUGUUUACUCUCAUUGCUAAUCGUCUUCUCAUUGAUUUUCUUCUGCUAUUGCUACAGUGAAUUUUCCUGGUAAAAAAAACCUUGUAACUGCUAAAUUGCAACAGAAGGCACGACCUUUCUGCAGGAGGGAAUAGAGCUGGGUGCCUUAAAGGAAAAUUCCAGUAAUUUUCAACCUGGGUCUUAGCAUGCUGAAAGUAAAUCUCUGUGCAGUGAGCUACAACAGCUGA
Siniperca chuatsi (mandarin fish) is the source of this 2732-nucleotide messenger RNA. RefSeq names its product pleckstrin homology domain containing B1 (gene plekhb1). The transcript is spliced from 6 exons. The coding region runs from base 457 to 1014 and encodes 185 amino acids. The record is from RefSeq and is a predicted model, not a curated record. Gene Ontology annotation, biological process: regulation of cell differentiation. Gene Ontology annotation, cellular component: membrane. Lineage: Eukaryota; Metazoa; Chordata; Actinopteri; Centrarchiformes; Sinipercidae.